Molecule: messenger RNA, 1281 nt
Organism: Otolemur garnettii (small-eared galago)
Lineage: Eukaryota; Metazoa; Chordata; Mammalia; Primates; Galagidae
Gene: KLHDC1
Product: kelch domain containing 1
Exons: 13
Molecular function (GO): protein binding
Source: RefSeq, a predicted model, not a curated record
AUGGCGGACUCGCAGCUGUUCUGCGUGGCGGAGGAGCGCAGCGGCCACUGCGCCGUGGUGGACGGAAACUGCCUCUACGUGUGGGGGGGCUACGUGUCUAUUGAAGACAAUGAAGUAUAUUUGCCUAAUGAUGAAAUUUGGACCUAUGAUAUUGAUAGUGGGUUAUGGAGAAUGCACCUGAUGGAAGGGGAGCUCCCUACCUCCAUGUCAGGGAGCUGCGGCGCCUGCGUUAAUGGGAAGCUGUACAUUUUUGGAGGAUACGAUGACAAAGGAUACAGCAAUCGACUUUAUUUUGUUAAUUUGCGAACAAGAGAUGGAACCUACAUUUGGGAAAAAAUCGCCAACUUUGAAGGAUUACCACCCACACCACGUGACAAACUUUCCUGCUGGGUCUAUAAAGACAGAUUAAUAUAUUUUGGUGGUUAUGGGUGUAGGAGACAUAAUGAACUCCAAGACUGUUUUGAUGUUCAUGAUGCGUCUUGGGUAAGAGAGGUUUUUACAGUGUGGCAUGUUAAGAGUGUUUAAAUCUUUGCAAUCUCUUCUGAUCUCUGCUUGCAGGCUGGAGCUCCACCACAGCCACGAGCCGCACACACAUGUGCAGUUCUUGGAAAUAAGGGUUAUGUCUUUGGCGGACGUGUCUUGCAAACAAGGAUGAAUGAUUUGCACUAUCUAAACUUAGAUACCUGGACUUGGUCUGGAAGGAUUCCUAUUAAUGGAGAAAGCCCGAAGCACCGGUCAUGGCACACUUUAACCCCAAUAGCUGAUGAUAAGCUUUUCCUAUUUGGUGGACUAAGUGCAGAUAAUAUUCCCUUAAGUGAUGGUUGGAUUCACAAUGUCAUAACAAAUUGUUGGAAGCAACUUACACAUUUACCAAAAACAAGACCUAGGUUAUGGCACACAGCCUGUUUGGGAAAAGAAAAUGAAAUAAUGGUAUUUGGUGGGAGCAAAGAUGAUUUACUUUCUUUGGAUACAGGUCACUGUAAUGAUUUACUGAUCUUUCAAACACAGCCUUAUUCACUACUCAGGUCAUGUCUUGAUUGCAUUGGCAAAAAUGCUAUCAUUUUAGAAAGUCAGAUAUCUUUAUUACCUCCAAAGCUUCUACAACAAGUACUCAAAAAAAUAACAUUUUGGACUGCAACUAAUCACCGAGAAGAACAAAGAAUCCAAAAAGAAGAAACAGACAAUAAAUAUCAAUGGAUCAGUAGCAAUUAAACUGUUAGAUACUCCAUGUAUUUCGUAUGUUUUAACAUUUUAAUUGGACUAUACAUUUACACUCCCAAA